UACAGCAACAUAUAUGCUAUUGUUUAAGUGUGGCAGUAUGUUGUAACAUUGGGGACUUUACAAAACUAGUUGUGUAGUGACUGUAGAAAAAGCACGAGAGUAAAUCUGCAUUUAUCAAAUGUAGUGGGCUGAACCAGAAAUCAUAUUUUAAAUUAUUGCAACUGCUUUGAUUUUAGAUUUUUGGCAAGUGACCAAGAUAAGCAAAUCUUAGUAAAGUGAAACUUUUUUGUGUAAAUUUCUGUAUUUGUGUAACUUUCUGUGUUUAUGUAACUUUCUGUGUUGUUGACUCUGUACUUGGGCAGAGCGAUAAGGCUCAUAGUAAUGUUGCAAUUGUUUUGGUGGACGUUGCAAUAUGAUUGGGAAUGAUGGUUCGCCAUGUUUUGAUCUUGGUGGCAUUUCAAUGAACCUGGUCAGCCUUAGCUCAUUUACUGGGGAUUUUACACUACUCCAUUUAGUACAGACAAAGUUCAUCUGAAGUUGGAUAAAUGAUCAAGGAUACACAUAUGACAUUUUAUAUGACCAUUGUUCCUCCAUUCUAUAGAAAUUCUAUUUUUAUUAUAUUUAUGUUAUGUUGUUGCUAUUUCAGAUGGAAACAUAUUACCUGGGAAAGAAGAUAGCAAACUUUAAAGAAGUGGUGGUAACUAGUGUCAGCCGUGGCGGUCCUUCAGUCCGAUUCUCAGACAACACUGUUGAAGAGAUGAGAUUAUCAGCCAUGAUUGUCUACAGUAUCGCACCAAGCGCCGAAGGUGUUAGAGUCACACACGACGUGAUUUUGUUUAUUCCAAACAAUGCCAGCUCUGAACAACUAUAUAUGGACGAUUUCAAAUCCAUUAAGGAAGCUGUUUACGAACUUGUUAACUGCACGGGAGAUUGUCCUUACAGUGUCAUAUCUCCGCCCAAAGUGAACACAACAGAAACAGAUUUGAGAUCUUUAUGCGAAAGGCUUUUGGACAAUCCAGACAUUGCUGAAUUCUACGAACCUGUGUCUGCUGAAGGAAAGAUCAUUUGUGUGACUGCAUGUAAUAGUCAACAUUCACAUCAUAAAAAAUGCUACAAUAAGGGAAUCUGCAACGUAUUCAGCAGCACUGGACCUUAUUGCGAGUGUCAAAAUGUGAAUUCCACUUGGUACUUGAAUGAUGACUGUAGCUUACCUAUACAGAGGACUGCUUUCUACGCAGGGUUAAGUGUGACCCUUGUAUGUCUGUUGGUGACUGUGGGAGCCUUGACUGCAUACGUACUGAUCAACAAAAACAAGCAAAAACAGAAAAGAGACAUAAAAGAAAAGCUUGUGAAUCAGUGGCUGAAUGAGGACUUUGAGUGGUCCAGAUCCAACAGUCUGACAGGCACUGGAAACAAAAACCCUUCAUUCACACAUGAAGAAACAGCCACCCACAGAGAGGAGGCAGGUGAUUACAGAGGUCCUGUACCAUCUUUCUAUCCUGACAACAGACAGUCAAGCCCAUCAGUGAGCAUGUACUCCGCAUCACAAACAGCAUAUAGACACAAUAUGCCAUCUUCUAGUGCUGGAUACACACAGUCUGCCAGUCCAGCCCUUCCCCACGGAGACCUCUCAUCCACACAGCCGAUGACAAUCAGCAGGCCUCAGAUCAGGACAUCCUUCGAUGCCUGAGCAGUGCAUUGAAAACUAAAAGUCUCUACUGUUUCUUCAAACUGAAGACUACUGCUCUUUUUUAUUUUUAUUAAUACCUGCUGCAUUUUAGAUGUUUAUAAUAUUGCUUGAUUCAUUUAUGUCUUAAACUGACACUAAGCCAAAGUGUUAAUAUACUGUAUAUACAGUAUUAAUGAUUAUAUUGCCCCUGUCAUCAAUGCUACCUUUUUACAGCAUCUAAUCUUGAGUUUUGUUAACACUGGAUAAGAGAGGUGUCAAAGUGGCUGAUCAUUUAGUAUUCAUUAUUUAUAUGAUAAAAGGGCAAGAGAACAAAGGUGAUGAGCACCAAAUACAUAUACUGCACACCCAUAUAAGACCAGUGAAAGAACGCUGAAGACAGAAGAAACAUGUCACAUAUAGUGUAUACUGUCAGUGUGGAGCAACUGAGGGUCCAUCACUGCACUGAGGCCCUGACAUGGUUCAGAAAUGGGGACACUGAUGGAUUAACUGAUAAAACUAGAUUGGCACUCUAGAAGUGCAGGUUUCCGCCAAGGCCAAUGGUCCAGUCUUCUUUAAUAUGCAAAUCUGCAAGCGCAACCACUGUAUAUUUCUGGACAUAUUUCCAAAACUAUCACAUCAAAAUCAAAAUGUGUAAUAGCUACAUGGUCCACAGCACAAAAUAUUUUAGUUUCAUAAUAACAGCUUUAAAUUGUGAGAUGUCUUAACUUUUUUGUCCUAGUCUUUUUUGUCUUUUCUACAUCUUCUACUUUUAUUCUCAGUGUAAUAUGUAAUAUUUUAUGGUAGUUUCUGCAUUAAAUUGUGUUUUCUAGAGAUAAAUGUGUUGUAGUUUGUUGGCCUAGUUAUUACAAAGAUUCUUUCAGCUCUGGCCAGGAACAUUUUGCAUUGCAAUGCUUUUGGUUCUAUUGUGGUUGCUAUGGACUCCGCUGAAACCACAUAGUUUGCAAAGAAUCAUUGAGUUAUGUAGUUAUCUGAGCUGUAAUGUUAUUUGUGUUAACUGUUUAAUAAUGUUCUUUCAAUUAAAAACGUAGAUU
Micropterus salmoides (largemouth bass) is the source of this 2661-nucleotide messenger RNA. RefSeq names its product mucin 3A, cell surface associated (gene muc3a). Lineage: Eukaryota; Metazoa; Chordata; Actinopteri; Centrarchiformes; Centrarchidae. Bases 569 to 1630 code for a protein of 353 amino acids. The transcript is spliced from 10 exons. The record is from RefSeq and is a predicted model, not a curated record.